Messenger RNA from Fonsecaea erecta, 1164 nucleotides. RefSeq lists its product as hypothetical. The transcript is spliced from 2 exons. Bases 1 to 1164 code for a protein of 387 amino acids. Lineage: Eukaryota; Fungi; Ascomycota; Eurotiomycetes; Chaetothyriales; Herpotrichiellaceae. Gene Ontology annotation, molecular function: dioxygenase activity. The record is from RefSeq and is a predicted model, not a curated record.
AUGUCGUUCUCCAGCAUCCCGAUCCUGGAUCUCUCGCUGGCGCGAGACCCGGCAACAAAGCCCCAGUUUCUCGUGGAUCUUCGCCAUGCGCUGCUCGAAGUGGGCUUUUUGUACAUCAAGAACACCGGGGUCCCGUCCACCCUGAUUGACGAGGUCAUCACGCUGGGCAAAUCCUUCUUCGACCUUCCCGAGGAGAAGAAGCUGGAGAUCGAAAUGAAGAAUGCGCCUUCAUUUCUCGGCUACAACAAGCUCGGCAUGGAGAUCACGCGGUUCAAGACCGACUGGCGCGAGCAGAUUGACUUGUCAACGCCGCACCCGACCCCUAGCCCCAGUGACCCCUUGUACAGGAACCUGCUGGCGCCAAACCAGUGGCCCGAUCCCAGCGCCCUGCCGCGGUUCCGAGAGGUGUACGAGGAUUAUAUGGCCCGCAUGGGCGAUAUGAGCAUGGAGUUCACCAGUCUGAUCGCCGAAGCCAUCGGUUUGCCGUCAAAUGCCUUUGCGCAGUUCUUCGACGAAGCACAACAGCAUAAAUUGAAGAUCGUCAAGUAUCCGGACCUGGAGGAGUUAGGUGUGGAAGGGGAAGCGCAGGGCGUGGGGCCUCACAAGGACAGCAUGCUCACGAGUUACCUCCUGCAGGCGAGUCAUCACCGUGGACUGCAAGUGCAGAAUGCCGAAGGCAAAUGGGUCGACUGUCCGCCGAUCGACGGGACCUUCGUGGUUGCCAUCGGACAGGGGAUGGAGGCGCUGACCCAGGGCGUGUGCCAGUCGACGACGCACAGAGUGCAGAGCCCGGCUCGAGGCUCCGGGGCGCGGUACAGCAUCCCCUUCUUCCAGGGCGUCAGUUACGACGCGACGUUCGAGAGCAUGGACGUGCCGGACUCGGUGAAGCAAUUGCGAGCGGACAUCCUGGCGAAGAGGGGCGGCCAGAGACUGGACGACAUCGAGUUCACGUUCAUCAAGGGCAUGUGGAGCCGCCUCGGCGAAGCGACGCUGAUGAACAGGAUCAAGAGCCACCCGGACGUGGGCGAGAGAUGGUAUCCCGAACUGCUGAAGAAGAUCCGCGCCGACCAGGCGGAAGAGGCAGCCAAGUUUGCCGCCGCCGAGGCAGCCGCGAGCAAGACGACGUCGAUCCCCGCGCAGCCGCAGUCUAUACAAGCGCAUUAG